Molecule: messenger RNA, 579 nt
Organism: Tetranychus urticae (two-spotted spider mite)
Lineage: Eukaryota; Metazoa; Arthropoda; Arachnida; Trombidiformes; Tetranychidae
Product: putative pre-mRNA-splicing factor ATP-dependent RNA helicase PRP1
Cellular component (GO): intracellular anatomical structure
Molecular function (GO): RNA binding; helicase activity
Source: RefSeq, a predicted model, not a curated record
AUGAGUGCAUCUUCACACAUCAACACACUUAUGGACUUUUUCGGCAAUCCAAAUAUCAUCGAGAUACCCGGUCGUGCUUUUCCUGUAGAAAUCGUUUAUGCAUCUCAGCCACUUCAAAAUGUUAUCGCUCAAGCUAUCGCAAUUGUUAUAACCAUUCAUCUAAAUCAUCCAGAUGGGGAUAUUUUAGUUUUUAUGACUGGUAAAGAGGAAAUCGAAGAAAUCUGCACAAGAAUUGAGUUUGAACUUGGCCGAUAUAAAGAAACCAGCAAUUUUCUUAUUUUACCUCUUUAUUCAGCUCUUCCCGCUGAAUCACAUUCGCGCAUUAUCGAAAAAAUUUCUGCUCCGGCCUCUUGUGAUAAAAUAGCUAGAAAAAUUAUUGUUUCGACUAAUCUUGCUGAAACUUCUCUCACAAUUGAUGGAGUCGCCUAUGUUGUUGAUACAGGAUUCUGUAAGCAAAAAAUUUUUAAUCCAGAGCUUGGAUCUGAAGUCUUAGCUUCUGUCCCAAUCUCAAAAUCAGCUGCCAUUCAGAGAGCAGGUCGUGCCGGUAGAACCAGAGCUGGCACUCAUUCGAGUUGUUAG